UCAGCAGGAGGAGAAGAGUCUGACGGAGCAGCAGAAGAACAUUUUCACCCACCUGUACUCAGGUCGGCCACUACAGAGGAAACAAUGAGUUCAACACAAAAGGACCAACAUGGAGCGAGAAGUCAGCGCUCUCAGGAAGCCGACAAACCUCACAGAAGAAAGAGAGAGAAAACAUACAGCUGUGAGGAGUGUGGGAAGGAUUUUACUGUAAAGUCUAACCUAAGAAGACAUCAAGUCAUCCACACUGGAGAGAGACCGUUCAGCUGUGACUUGUGUGGAAAAUCUUUUAGUUUGAGGAAUACCUUAAAGACACACAAACGCAUUCACAGUGGAGUUAAACCAUUCAAGUGUAACCUGUGUGGAAAGUGUUUUACUCUAAAGAAUAACCUAAAUAGUCAUACGCUCAUCCACACUGGAGAGAAACCAUUCAGCUGUGACUUGUGUGGAAAACCUUUUAGACAGAAGAGUGGGCUAAAAAGUCACCAACUCAUCCACAGUGGAGUUAAGGCUUACAAGUGUGAUCAGUGCGGUAAAUCUUAUACUCGCAACGAUGCCUUACAGACUCAUCAAGUUUCCCACUCUGGAAUUAAGGCGUACAGCUGUGACUUUUGUGGGAAAACCUUUAAGAACCUUGGACGCCGAAAUAAACACCAACGCAUUCACACUGGAGAGGAUGUGUACUGCUGUGAUCAGUGUGACAAAUGGUUUACAACAUAUGCAAACUUACAAAUCCACAAAAUUACCCACACCGAAGAGAGAUCCUAUAAAUGUGACCUGUGUGAGAAGGCUUUUAAAUAUCCACAUUCCCUGAAAGAACACCAACAGAUCCACACCAGAAAGAGACUCUACAAGUGCAGUUACUGUGAGAAGCAGAGCGACACAGAUGGAUCCAGUUCUCAACCCUGUCAUCACUGUGGUGGUGGGAAAGAGUUUCAUUGUGACCUUUGUGGAAAAACUUUCUAUCAUCAAAGGAAUCUAAAAAUACAUCAACGUGGACAUACUGGACAAAAGUUGAACUACUGCAAAGAAUGUGGCAGAGGCUUCCCCACACCUAGUGCAUUAAAACGCCAUGAACUCAUUCACAGUGGGGUUAAAAAGCACGUCUGUGACCAGUGUGGGUCAUCCUUCACCACUGCAGGUCAGCUUAAAGCACAUAAACGAGUCCACACAGGAGAGAAACCAUACAAGUGCACAUACUGUGACAAAAGCUUCUCUCAUUCAAAUAGCCGUAUACUUCAUGAACGUACACACACUGAAGGAAACUACAGCUGUGACCAGUGUGACAAAAGCUUCAAGAAUCUCAGUUCAUACUCCAGACACAAACGAUCCCACGCUGUAAAUAAACAGUUUCAGUGUGACCAAUGUGCAAAAACAUUCACUUCAUUAUCUGCUCUGUGCAAACAUCAACAUGAUCAUCCAGGGCUGAAAUCACUCCCAUCAUUUGGUCACAGUGAAUCCGAAGAGAUGAAAAUCUCCUCUUCUGGUUGCAGGGACGGACUUAAAAGCCUUGAGAUCAGGCUCCACAGAGUUCAGAUGAAAUCUCCUGUAAAGGGUGUCAGCUAAUAUCACAGUUAGAUCUGAUGAGGUAGUGUUUCUGGGCUUGCAGUGAGUAAUAAAGUUCAAAUGUAAGAAUCUGCAUAUACAGCAUAUAUAUAACAAGUAUUUUUCCUAGAAGCUCUUCAUGCUUCAAAAUGUCCCAGUUACAUUUUAGUCUCUUCCCUUCAAAACAGUAAUAUUUGGUGGUAGUAGUACUUGUGUUAUAAAGUUGCAGAAAUACCUCUUGUGAGUCAGUGAGCGUGCCUGUGUAGCCGUUAUUUAAUUAGGCUGAAGAACACAUUCUUAUUUGCAUUGGUGGCUUGCAGAAGGAAAAGCCACUUGAAGAAAUGGGGUUAAGUUGUAAUAGAUAUAUUGUAUGACUGAGAACUAAUUCUGCAUUGAUUUUGAAUAUUCAACAUGUGGUGAAUACUGAAAAGAAGUGUAAGUCUCACAGCACGUAUACUGGCAUGUUCAGACUUGCUCAUACAGGGAGGGUGAGUGAUAGGGAUCCAUGGAGAUAAUCCAAUAAUCAGUGUUUUGAGAAGAUUCAAUCGUCCUUCCUCCGAACUCUGUGCAGAGCAGACACACCUGGAAGAUGGGAUUAUACUGAGGAUUUGCAGUUGGAUUAUAAAGCAGAGUGCAGGAGGAUUAACCAUCACCAAACAAAUACCAUCCAAGAAAUGGAUCUGUAAGACUUUUCUACUAAGCUCACUGUACUGUACUGGAUUGUAAACAGUGAGGAAAUCAAGGGACAUCAGAUGGAGUUGGUACUUUGACAUCUUUUUUCAUCAAACAUGCAGGGAACAACAAAACAUACAGAGCAUCUAUGCCUCCCCUUUUCUUCACACCACAUUCUGGUUUUGACGCUCCUACUCUGUGCUGUAGUAAAUUCUAUUUGACAAGCAGUUUCUGAUGCGCCAGAACACGACACCGCACCAGAGUUCCCUUCACCGUCAAGCAGCAAGUCAGAGGAGUGACAGGUGUAUUGUUCGUACCGCUCCAACUCUGAGCACUAUCUGUUUCAGUACACCUACUUCAGUCAACUGACUACAGGUCAGAAGUGCACGUGGGUGCAGGCUAAUAAGAAG
Maylandia zebra (zebra mbuna) is the source of this 2624-nucleotide messenger RNA. Lineage: Eukaryota; Metazoa; Chordata; Actinopteri; Cichliformes; Cichlidae. The record is from RefSeq and is a predicted model, not a curated record.